This is a messenger RNA of Lodderomyces pseudojiufengensis, 1476 nucleotides long. Its product is annotated as mitochondrial 37S ribosomal protein mS29. Gene Ontology annotation, cellular component: mitochondrial small ribosomal subunit. The coding region runs from base 1 to 1476 and encodes 491 amino acids. Gene Ontology annotation, molecular function: structural constituent of ribosome. Gene Ontology annotation, biological process: mitochondrial translation. NCBI's taxonomy places the organism in Eukaryota, Fungi, Ascomycota, Pichiomycetes, Serinales, Debaryomycetaceae. The transcript has a single exon. The record is from RefSeq and is a predicted model, not a curated record.
AUGUUGCGAUUGUCAAGGAGUCUAAGAAAGUUGAAAUUACAGCCCACGUUAAAUAAUGUUCAGACGGGAUUAAAGUCCACAAACAUUACCCUAACUAAUACAUUCACAACUUCUUCAACUUUACUAGCUAUGCCUAGACAAAAAGAGGGUAAGUCAAAACAAAUAUUGAGAAGAAAAGUAGUUGAGAAGGACAAAGUCAAAAAAUCUACAGGCUUAACUCAUUAUCCAUUUAAAAAAGCUGUUCAAAAUUUAAAACUAGAGAAAUUAGCUCCAUCAAUGAAUCACAUUGAAUCUUUACAUCCAAACAAAUUAACCACAGGAGUUAUCACCAAAUAUUCACCAUCUACGGAAAAUAAAUUAAAUGACUUCGAAGCGUUCAAAAAAUUUCAACAUCACGAAUUAUUUCAGCACCCUGUUUCCCUUAUCACUUCCAAUACUAUCAACAUCUACAACGACUUUGUUAAAAACUUACAAAUUGAAUCGAAAUUCAACAGAAAAUACAUUGACGGAAUUAAAGGAGCAGGAAAAUCGACAUUGAUAAACCAAGCAUUGGCCUUAGCCUUAGAAGAAUAUUCCAACGACGUGAUCAUCUUACAUUUGUCAUCUGCUGAUGUAAUUGGUAAUGGUUCAUCUGAUUAUUUUUACAAUAACAAACUUGAACUUUAUCAACAACCCAUGGCUACUAAAAGAUGGUUAAGAAAAAUAUUAAGAGUUAAUGAGGAAAAUUUCAAAAAAUUGAAAUUAACCAAAGAUAUAAGCUUUUUUAAGGAUAAAUCCAAAAUCGAAUUAAAAGCAAAUCAACAUACAUUAUAUGAUUAUUUAUCACAAAAUAGAGAAAUAAAUACUGGACAACCAACUAUAUCAUUCCAAUUUUUCAUUGAACAAUUAAAAGAUCAUUCAUCAAAAAUUCCAAUACUUAUAUCAAUCGAUGAUUUCAAUUCAUUUAGUGAUUUUUCAAUAACAAAAUAUAAAUCUCCUGAUUUUAAAUCAAUACAUAUUAAAAAUUUUGAAUUGGGAAAAUUUCUUCUUGAUGUAGCAAGUGGUGAUAUAAAUUUCAAUAAAGGAGGAGUAUUAUUAGCUAAAUCUUGUGAUUUUGCACCACAAAGGAAAACAACUCAUAUUGCUGUAUAUACAAAUGAAGAAUAUGAUCCAUAUAUGAAAUAUCCUAAUUUGGAUUUAUUAGUAGCACAAAAAUUAUCAAGAAAUGGUGGAAUAUCACCUAUAAAAAUGGCUUCAAUGACAAAAGAUGAAGUUAGAUCAUUAUUACAAUUUUGGAAAGAUCAGCAAGUUUUGAUAGUGAGAGAAGAUUAUGUUAAAAAAGAUUUCAACAAACAAGAAGAAGCUGAAGUGAAUGAAGAGCAAACAAUUGUUGAAGUAGAUAUGGAUAAACAAUUUGAAAAAUUGGUUCAAUCAUCCUUUGUUGUGUCUCAAGGUAAUCCAUACGGAAUUUUGAGACAAAACUUGAUAAGUUAUUAG